Molossus molossus (Pallas's mastiff bat) is the source of this 1872-nucleotide messenger RNA. RefSeq names its product beta-carotene oxygenase 2 (gene BCO2). Gene Ontology annotation, biological process: retinal metabolic process; carotene catabolic process. The record is from RefSeq and is a predicted model, not a curated record. Gene Ontology annotation, molecular function: beta-carotene 15,15'-dioxygenase activity; carotenoid dioxygenase activity. NCBI's taxonomy places the organism in Eukaryota, Metazoa, Chordata, Mammalia, Chiroptera, Molossidae. The coding region runs from base 25 to 1749 and encodes 574 amino acids. Gene Ontology annotation, cellular component: mitochondrion. The transcript is spliced from 12 exons.
GCUGCUACUUAACUCAAUACAAAAAUGUUUUUUCAACUCUUUCUCCGUUUUGUCAACCAUCUUUCUACCAUGGCGGUGGGUUUCAGAUCAGUGAUAGUACACCGGAUCCCAGUUUUGAAGAAGUACAUGGAAAGCAGUCGCCCAGCAGAAGUGAUACUCGGUGAGCAGGAGAGCCUUCCCUGCAUCGCGCCACUGCUGGCCACGGUGGAGGAGACUCCACACAUGGUCCCCGCCCAAGUCCGAGGGCAUUUUCCUCAGUGGCUCAACGGCUAUCUACUUCGAAUUGGACCUGGGAAAUUUGAGUUUGGGAAGGACAAGUACAUUCACUGGUUCGAUGGAAUGGCUUUGCUUCACCAGUUUAAGAUGGAAAAGGGCACAGUGACAUAUAGGAGCAAAUUUCUACAGAGUGACACAUAUAAGGCCAACAGUGUUCAUAAUCGAAUUGUAAUCUCAGAAUUUGGCACACUGGCUCUCCCUGAUCCAUGCAAGAAUAUUUUCGAACGUUUCAUGUCCAAGUUUAAGCUGUCUGUAACUGACAACACCAAUGUCAACUAUGUGCGGUACAAGGGGGAUUACUACGUCAGUACUGAGACCAACUUUAUGAAUAAAGUGGACAUUGAAACCCUGGAAAAAACAGAAAAGGUAGACUGGAGUCAAUUCAUUGCUGUGAAUGGAGCAACUGCCCACCCUCAUUAUGACCCAGAUGGAACUGCAUACAACAUGGGGAACUCCUAUGGACCACAUGGUUCUUGCUAUAAUAUUAUUCGGGUUCCUCCAGAGAAGGUGGACCUUGGGGAUACAAUCCAUGGAGCCCAAGUGAUAUGUUCUAUUGCUUCUGCAGAGAGUUUGAAACCUUCUUACUACCAUAGCUUUGGAAUGACAACGAACUACAUAAUCUUCAUUGAACAACCUCUAAAGAUGAAUCUGUGGAAACUUGCCACUUCUAAGAUUCGGGGAGAGGCCUUUUCAGAUGGUUUAAGCUGGGAGCCCCAGUACAACACACGGUUUCACGUGGUCAAUAAGCACACUGGACAGCUUCUUCCAGAAAUGUACUUCAGUAAACCUUUUGUUACGUUUCAUCAAAUUAAUGCUUUCGAGGACCAGGGCUGCAUUGUAAUUGAUUUGUGCUGUCAAGAUAAUGGAAGAAGCAUAGAAGUUUACCAACUGCAGAAUCUCAGGAAAGCUGGGAAAGGGCUUGCUCAGGUCUAUAAUUCAGUAGCCAUAUCUUACCCUCGAAGGUUUGUUUUGCCCUUGCAUGUCAGUUCGAAUGCCCCCAAGGGAGAGAACCUCAGCCCACUGCCCUACUCUUCAGCCAGUGCUGUGAAGCAGGCUGAUGGCAAGAUUUGGUGCACUUAUGAAAAUCUAUAUCCCAAGGACUUAGAAAAGGAAGGAGGUGUUGAAUUUCCCCAGAUCAACUACGGUCAAUUCAGUGGCAAAAAGUAUCGUUUCUUCUAUGGCUGUGGCUUUCGGCAUUUGGUGGGCGAUUCUCUGAUGAAGGUCGACGUGGUGAGCAAGACGCUGACGGUUUGGAGAGAAGACGGCUUGUACCCUUCAGAGCCUGUUUUUGUUCCAGUGCCAGGCACCAGUGAAGAAGAUGGUGGGGUUAUUCUUUCUGUGGUGAUUACCCCCGACCAGAAUAAAAGCAACUUUCUCUUAGUCUUGGAUGCCAAGAACUUUGAAGAACUGGGCCGAGCAGAGGUGCCCGUGCAGAUGCCUUAUGGGUUUCAUGGAACCUUCAUAGCGACCUGAUGGAAGAACCACGAGAUCUGGGAACUAGGGUUAAAAUGAAUGUGCUCCGUCCAGGAGAUCAAAAGAGGCACCUUACUUUCAAAGCACAGAUGUCUGGUUUCUAAAUUUCUAUCAAAAACAGAA